AUGGCGGCUGGCUCGAUCGAAAUCCCACUCCGGGAUACAGACGAAGUGAUCGAGCUUGAUUUAGACCAGCUGCCAGAAGGAGAUGAAGUUCUCAGUAUUUUACGACAGGAAGUGGCUCCACUGCACAUCUGGGUCACUCUUGCUCUGGAAUAUUACAAAUCCAAUUACGUAGAAGAUUUUGUGAAGAUUCUAGAUGCAUCCCGAACAGAUGCAGGACUUGACUACCACAAUUUUGAGCGUGACCAGAUGCGAGCCCUUGACACCUUGGCAGCAUACUAUGUACAGAAGGCCCAUAAAGAGAAGAACAAGGACAAAAAGAGAGAACUCUUUACCCAGGCCACUCUCCUCUACACCACAGCUGACAAAAUCAUCAUGUAUGAUCAGAGCCAUCUGUUGGGAAGAGCAUAUUUCUGUCUGUUGGAAGGAGACAAGAUGGACCAGGCUGAUGCACAGUUUAACUUUGUGUUGGGACAGACCAGUAACAACAUUCCAUCAUUACUGGGGAAAGCCUGUAUUGCCUUUAACAAAAAGGAUUUCAGAGGAGCACUGGCUUACUACAAGAAAGCUUUAAGGACAAAUCCCAGCUGUCCAGCAUCUGUCAGACUAGGGAUGGGGCACUGCUUCGUCAAACUUAACAAACUAGAAAAAGCAAGAAUGGCAUUUGAGCGAGCUCUUCAGUUAGAUCCUCAGUGUGUAGGGGCACAAGUGGGGCUGGCAAUCCUUGAGGUGAAUGCCAAGACACAAGAAUCCAUUAUGGCUGGUGUUCAGCUCCUUUCCAAGGCCUACACCAUUGACUCCUCCAACCCCAUGGUCCUCAACCACCUUGCCAACCACUUUUUUUACAAAAAGGAUUACCAAAAAGUGCAGCACCUUGCACUACAUGCCUUCCACAACACAGAAAAUGAAGCCAUGAGGGCAGAGAGUUGCUACCAGCUGGCACGUGCUUUCCAUGUACAGAAUGAUUAUGACCAGGCUUUCCAGUAUUAUUACCAGUCUACCCAGUUUUCUCCCUCUAACUUUGUCCUCCCAUUCUUUGGUCUGGGACAGAUGUACAUCUACCGUGGAGACAAUGAAAAUGCCUCUCAGUGUUUUGAAAAAGUCUUGAAGAUUCAACCAGGAAACUAUGAGACUAUGAAGAUCCUUGGCUCAUUGUAUGCGAACUCUCAGGACCUUGGGAAACGAGAUAUUGCCAAGCAACAUUUGAAGAAAGUAACAGAGCAGUUUCCAGAUGAUGUGGAGGCUUGGAUAGAACUUGCCCAGAUAUUGGAACAGACUGAUGUUCAGGGUGCCUUGUCUGCAUAUGGAACUGCUACAAGGAUUCUUAAAGAGAAAGUUGAAGCAGAUGUACCACCAGAAAUCCUCAACAAUGUAGCAGCCCUCCACUUCAGACUUGGUAAUCUACAGGAGGCCAAGAAAUGUUAUGAAGCGUCUUUGGAACGAUCAAAGAGUGACGCUCAACAUGAUGAGACAUAUUACAGUGCUAUCUCAGUAACAACAACUUAUAACCUGGCUAGACUGCAUGAGGCCACUCAUGAGUAUGAUGAGGCUGAGAGACUUUACAAGAACAUUCUACGAGAACAUCCCAACUAUGUUGACUGUUAUCUGCGACUUGGUUGUAUGGCUAGAAAUCGGGGCCAGAUUUACGAAGCCUCUGAUUGGUUCAAAGAAGCAUUGCAGAUCAACCAGGAUCACCCAGAUGCUUGGUCUUUGAUUGGAAACCUUCACUUGGCAAAGCAGGAGUGGGGACCUGGACAGAAGAAGUUUGAACGUAUCAUUAGUCGGCCAAACACCAAGAAUGAUGCAUACUCACUGAUAGCCCUCGGCAAUGUGUGGCUGUCUUCACUCCAUCUGCCAAUGAGAGACAAAGACAAGGAAAAGCGUCACCAGGACAGAGCCCUUGCUAUGUACAAACAAGUGCUGAGGAAUGAUGACCACAACAUCUGGGCAGCUAAUGGCAUAGGAUGUGUCCUUGCUCACAAGGGUUGUAUCAACGAAUCUCGUGAUGUUUUUGCCCAGGUACGUGAGGCAACUGCAGACUACUGUGAUGUUUGGCUGAAUAUUGCCCAUAUCUAUGUGGAGCAGAAACAGUUCGUGGCUGCUGUACAGAUGUAUGAGAACUGCCUUAAGAAGUUUUACAAAUACCACAACAUGGAGGUGAUGGUUUAUCUGGCUAGAGCCUACUACAAGUGUGGCCGUCUCCGUGAGUGUAAGAACAUCUUACUUAAGGCACGCCAUGUUUCCCCAAGUGACACUGUACUUCUGUACAAUAUUGCCCUGGUACAGCAAAAGUUAGCCACUUCAAUACUGAAGGAUGAGAAGAGUAGUCUGAAAACAGUCCUGUGUGCUGUCCGAGAUCUGGAACUUGCUCAUAAGUACUUCAGCUAUCUCAGUCAACAUGGAGACCGGAUGAAAUUCGAUCUAGCGCAGGCUGAAGCAGAAGCCAGGCAAUGUUCCGAUUUGCUCAGUCAGGCUCAGUAUCAUGUAGCACGAGCACGCAAGAUUGAUGAAGCAGAGAGGGAAAUGAGGAAGAGACAUGAGCAAGAACGAGAGGCUAUCAGAGAGAAGCAUAGACAAGAUGAGGAAGAAAAGCAAAAGGUCCGGGUAGAGAAGGGCCGUCGUAUGAUGGAGGAAAGAGCCAAGAUUGUGGAGAAGGCCAAAAAGAUUGCCCUGGAACCAGAAGUGGAAGAUAAACCCCGCAAAAGUGUGGGCAGGAAGAAGAAGCACAAUGACGAUGGUGAAAUUCUGUCAGAAAGUGGUGAUGAAGCACCGAGGAGGAAGAGGAAAAAGAGGCUAGACAGUGGCUCGGAAGGUGAAGGGGAAAGAGACAGAGGCAAGAAGAAACGCAAGAGAGCAUCCGGAAAGUCGAGGAGAGGAGGUGGAGAUGACAGUGAUGAUGAGGAUGAUGAUCGACCAGCAAGGAAACGUAAGGGCAAGAAGGAAAAAGUAUCAAAGAAGAAAUUGGAUGAGGAUGGACUCACAGCUAAACAACGCAGGAAGGUCGUCUCCAAGGAGAUCAUAUCAUCAAGUGAAGGGUCCGAUUCUGAAGGGGCACGCCGACUCAAAAUUGAUGAUCCUGGCAGUGACUCUGAGCAGGAAGAUGGUGUUGGAAGGAAGCGAAGAAUCCUCUCCUCUGCUAGCAGUGAUGAGGGUAGUGGUUCAGACAAUGACAGACGUGGCUCUGGUUCUGACAGUGGAAGAUCACGCCGAAGUUCAAGAUCUGGACGACGCUCUGGCUCAGGAUCCAGUUCAGAGAGAGGUUCACCUCGUAGGUCAGGAAGCGAAUCUGAUGGAGGGAGAAAAAGUGGAUCAGGCAGUGAGUCAGACGGAGGCCGAAAAUCACCUGCAGGGUCAAGAAGUGGAAGUGAGGCUGGUUCCGCACCAGGAUCACCGGCUGGUUCUGGAAGUGGUGGUGGAUCACCAGCUGGUUCCGAGGACAGUGAUUGAUAUAAGACAUGUUGUGGUAUGCUGCAGAACCUUAUGUGAGACACUUAUCUGAGGCUGAUGGAAGUGUAUCCUACUUCAGUGGAUUGAAUUUUGAGGGUCUCUAUGGUGGAAUGAAUUUAUUGAUAUAUGGUAUUAUGUAUCAGGGGUCACUGUGGCCGAGUUCUGAAUGCAUCUGGCAUCUUUGCCACUAAGCCUUCACUUCUGGGUUGCUUUUAGGAAAAACAAAAAGUUUAUAAGAUUUAAACAAUCCUAUAAUAACUAUUCAACAAUACUACAUAUUUUUUGGCAUCCUGUGACUAGAACUGAUAUCAACUUAUUGUAUCUUAUCAUUAGUACAAAUUAUGUUUCCAUUUUAAGUUAUCUAUAAACAGAGCAGAAUUAUUGGCAAAUGACACUGGAUGUCUGGUCAACAGGACUGUUUACCUGUAUUUUCAGUUUGUCAGAAAUGUGGAAAUGCAAGCAACCAUGAUUGCUUUAGUCUGCUGAAGUAUGGACAUAGUAUUGUCUAUAAAAAUAUGUAUGUAGCAAUUUGUGACAUUUGUAAAACUUCAUACUUGAUAACAUCUUACAAAUUUCCUUAAGCAAAUUUUAGGUGUUCAAAAUUUUAGGCCUCAGAAAAGACUAUUUUAACCUAUUCCUUUAAAAAUAGGUUUAAACUGCAUUUCAGUUUGACUCAUUGGAUUUCUGAAAUCAUGAAAAUUUGAAUUUUAAACUUGGAUAAAAGAGUAGAUUUUCUUGUAAAUAGAGGUUUGCAAAUAUGAUAGCCACACUGGAGAAGUGUAUUGUUGUACAUAUAAAUCAUUUAGCCUGAUAUCUCAGAACUGAAUUUCAUUGAAAGGUUAAUCAGUCCAUAGACAUUAGUUUGUUGAUAUCACUGGUCUCUCAUCUUCAUUUGACUUUUGGCUAAAGGAUCGAAUAUUUUUGACAAGAGUUAUUGCCCUUUUUGCACAUGGGUACAAUGCCCAGUUGUUCAAGUACUAAUAAACUAACAUUUGAAAAUUAUCCAAAAGAUAGUUGAUGUGUUUGUUCUCUCUGCUCCGUUUCUCAAUUUUGUAUUAUUUGAUAGAGGUUUAGUCUCUGUAAAAUCUGACAGACGAAUGUAAAGUAACAACAGUAUAUUAUCUGUAAUGAAUUUAAAUGUGAUGUGUUCAGAUUUUUUUGUAUAUAAAUAAAAUGGAUUUUCUACCA
Messenger RNA from Ylistrum balloti, 4632 nucleotides. RefSeq names its product RNA polymerase-associated protein CTR9 homolog. Gene Ontology annotation, molecular function: RNA polymerase II complex binding. Bases 1 to 3444 code for a protein of 1147 amino acids. The record is from RefSeq and is a predicted model, not a curated record. Gene Ontology annotation, biological process: regulation of DNA-templated transcription. The transcript is spliced from 24 exons. Lineage: Eukaryota; Metazoa; Mollusca; Bivalvia; Pectinida; Pectinidae. Gene Ontology annotation, cellular component: Cdc73/Paf1 complex.